AUUAGAGACUACAGCUCAUAUGGGCCACCCGACUCGACUUACCCGGAUCUUCUCUUGUUCAAAUUAAAGCAGAGAGAAAGCAAAAAAGAAUACUUUUUAUUCAUUUGGUACUGAAAGGGUCGGAGGGAGUUAACUUGCUCCGGUCAAGUCACGGCGAAGGUGUGCUUCUGUGUAAAUUUAGUCUUUCUAAUGUCGAGUAAUUGGGGAAGUAGCUCGGGAAGUAGUUCAAGAAGCGAUGUUGAGAACUCGUUUUAUGCUGAGGAACUCUUUCAGAUUGGAACAAGAUGUAGUGAGCUAAGGAAAGAAAAGGAGAUGCUGAGAGAAUCACAGUCACAGAGUGUUGAACUCGUCAGAAGGUUGGAACUGAAUGCUAAUUCGUUGUCUGAGUCUCGUUUAGAAGAUAAGAGAAGAAUUCAGACUAUGGAGAAGGAAUUGUUGAAUUGCUACCAGGAGAUUGAUUACUUGCGGGAUCAAGUAAAUGUUAGAGGCCUAGAAGUGAACUACCUGAGUGAACGUGUGCUCGAUCUUGAAGUCAAGGUAACCGAAUCAGGGAAUUUGGAAGAAGAAGUUCAAUUUUUGAGGGAGGAGUUGUGUACGUCAAAAUCUGAGCAACUACUGUUGUUGCAAGAACUAGAGAGAACAGAAACUGAGCUACAUUUGUCUAGGUUUUCUGUUGAGAAGCUGGAGGAGUCUGUCUCAUCCUUAACAUUGGAGUCUCAGUGUGAAAUAGAAAGCAUGAAACUUGAUGUAGUAGCGUUGGAGCAGGCACUCUUUGAUGCUAAGAAAGUUCAAGGAGAAAGUAUCCAAGAAAACGAGAAGUUCAGAGAAAUAGUCAAGGAGCUACAGUUGAAGUUUCGAGAGGCACAAGAGGAUGCUGAGUGCUUAGAAAAGGAAAACAAAGAGCUGAGGGAGAGAUGUGUAGCCUCUGAAAGGAAUGUCGAAGAAUAUUGUCAAAGGUUUAAAGAACAAUUGGAAAAUGAAAGUGAAACGCCUGUAAAUGCAGAGUGUUUCUUUGCUGAACUGAACCACAUGCUUCCAAUACCUGAUGAAGCUCGAGAAUGUCUCCAUGAGAUCAUCAAGGAUGCGAAACUGAGAGACGAAAUGGAGGAUAUGGCUAGACAGAUAUGUGAAUACGAAGAUAUUGUAAGGGAGCUCAAGGAUGAGUUGAAAGAAGAGAAACUAAAGGCCAAGGAAGAAGCAGAGGACUUAACACAAGAAAUGGCUGAAUUAAGAUAUAAAAUGACAUGUUUAUUGGAGGAAGAAUGCAAGCGACGUGCAUGCAUCGAACAAGCAUCAUUACAAAGAAUAGCCAAUCUAGAGGCACAGAUUAAGAGAGAGAAGAACAAGUCCUCAUCAACUUGCGUCAUACCUCUUUCUGCCGUAUAAAACAGCAAAGGUUCGAGUUAAACUUGGAAUCACAGUUAAUGCCUCGGAGAAGCCUUAAGCUAAUAAGGUUCGAAUUUGUAUACAUUUCAAGUGUACAUAAUCCAAUUUGAAUGGAAGAUUGGAAUAUAGAUUUCAUGUCUGUGAUUGUGUAUAUAUAUAUAUAUAUAGAAAUUGAGUUUUUGAAGA
Molecule: messenger RNA, 1572 nt
Organism: Camelina sativa (false flax)
Lineage: Eukaryota; Viridiplantae; Streptophyta; Magnoliopsida; Brassicales; Brassicaceae
Source: RefSeq, a predicted model, not a curated record